AUGUCCGAGAACAAUCCCUCCCCCGACUACUCCCGCCCGCAAUUCCCGUCCCAUAAGGGACCUCGAGUAUGGGUGAUCACCGCGGGGGAUUCGCCCAUUGGCAUUUCGGUUGCGCGACAGAUACUCAUACAUGGCGACUGUGCUUUGGUCGGUCUUGCAUACUCAACUCUUGAUCGUGAUGAGGUCCGCCGGGACAUGUUUGAAGCCUUUUUGGCUGAGAUCGAGAGUCACCGCGACGAUGGAUGGGUGGAUAGAUUCAAGGCUGUUCCGUUGGAUAUAAGAAUAGUGGGUGAAUGUCAAGCAGUAGUUGCGGAAGCCGUUGCGACGUUCGGGAGAAUGGACAUUCUGCUCUGCUGUACCAGUCAAGCUCUCAUUGGUACAGUGGAAGAGCUUGCAGCUUCUCAGCAGACACUGAAUCUUGUCCGAGACCAGUUCGAAAUCAAUUACUUCGGUCCACUCAAUAUCAUAAAGGCAUCGCUGCCUCAUAUGCGGAGACAGAAGUCGGGACACGUCAUGAUCGUGUCUGGAAUCACUGCUCACAUCGGCACUCCCGGGCUCGGGAUGUAUUGCGCUGCAGGGUGGGCGCUUGAAGGGUUCUGCGAUAGCCUCGCCUACGAAAUCGCUCCCUUCAACAUAAAACUCACCAUUUUCCAAUGCAGCAUCGAGAUCCCCAUUCUAACCAACCUCGUCACAAGUGUCCCGCCCAUAGUGCCAGCCUACUCGCCAGGAAUCAACCCCGCGCCUCUCUUCCGAGGAAUUCUCAACCGCCUCGUACCCCGAUUGCCAAACACGCAGAAUAAUAGUAACUGGGCAAAUGGGUCCGAGAACCCGAAUCCAAACCAGAAUCCGACUUCAGGUCAGCCCACAUCUACACCCACGUCCGCUGAAGACGGCCCCUUCUCAGUGCCAGAUCUCAUAUCUACCUAUCCGCCGCUUAGUUCCGCACACAUGGAAGUGCUGGUUACUGAGGCCGUUUACGCGAUUACGGCGAUUGGGGGCCAUGAGAACCCGCCGUCAAGGCAUAUUGUUGGGCAAGAGGGUGUUGCGAGUGUCAAAGAGAAGCUAAAGACUGUUAGUGAGGAGCUGGAGGAUUUUAUCCAGUGUAGUUUUGCGGUUGAUUAUGCCGCGGACGCGGAGCAGAGCCGGGCUGCGAGGGAAGAGAAUAUGGCCUUUGGCACUAAUAAUGAUCCAUUCUGA
Molecule: messenger RNA, 1197 nt
Organism: Aspergillus calidoustus
Lineage: Eukaryota; Fungi; Ascomycota; Eurotiomycetes; Eurotiales; Aspergillaceae
Source: the annotation of a GenBank genome assembly